Molecule: messenger RNA, 9911 nt
Organism: Trichomycterus rosablanca
Lineage: Eukaryota; Metazoa; Chordata; Actinopteri; Siluriformes; Trichomycteridae
Gene: myo15b
Product: myosin XVB
Exons: 64
Coding region: 1-9564 (3187 amino acids)
Cellular component (GO): cytoskeleton; myosin complex
Molecular function (GO): cytoskeletal motor activity; ATP binding; protein binding
Source: RefSeq, a predicted model, not a curated record
AUGGCUCCUGCCAAAUCACCAAGGAGGGCAAGAGGGGGAAAACAGAAAGUGGAGGAAGACAAGACCAAAAAGGAGGCAGUAGUUAAAACUACUAAAGGUAAAAAGGCAGAACUCAAAGAAAAACCUGAGACGAAUGAAAAUGGAAAAGAAAGGAGAAAUGGCAGGAAAGGAAACAUAAUUACUGCAGGAAGGCCCAAAAAAGAUGAUAAAAAAGCUGGGAGGAAAGACCACACUGAUGACUUAGAAAAUGAAGACACAGCGUCUCCUAAAAUAAAAAGAAAUGGCAGACUCCAAAAGGACAAAUCAUCAUCUGGUUUAGCAACUAGUAAUAAAGUUGAAGGCAAAGUAAGCAAAGGUAAAGAUGUUAAAUCCAAACCUAAUUUAAAAACCCCUCAAGCCAAAACAGUGGACAAGACACCUAACAAACGCACUAAAAGACAAGGUCGUAAGAUAAUCGACUCAGAGGAGGAUGAAUCUGAUACUGAAAAAGAGAACUCUGAACAACAACCCAUGGAAUCAAGUAGUGAAGAUGAAUACACAGAGUCAGAAUGUGUAAGUAAGACUGCUGAGGCUGAAGCAGAUAAAGACAGCAGUGAGGAUGAACCUUCAGACCAAGACAUAAAAUCAGGGGAAGAUGUAAAGAAAGGAGAAGGAAAAGAAACAGAUAAUGGAGAUGAGGCUGCAGAGGAAUCUGUAAACAGUGAAAUAGAAGAGAACUCUGAAGAGGAAUCGGACAGCAAUGAGUUAAAAGCAGAAUCUGAAGUGGAGCUCUCUGAUGACACUAAAGAUAGGCAAAAAGAACCUGCCAUUGCAUCCAAAAAGCUAACACCACUCAACCUAACUUCACACAUCCAAAGUCAGAAAAAAAUUCUAAAAUCUAACAUGUUACGUAAAACACAGCCAGAUUCAGAAGAGAACAUGAAUAAAAAGCCUCAUCCUAUAGAAGCUGAGAUCAAAAUAAAGACUUCAAGUAAGAAUGACGCAUCAAAAGGGAAGCCUCAGAUCCUUCAACUAGCAAGCAAAACAAGGACAACAAACAAGAAAGAAGAUCUGAAAAAAGAGGACAUAACAAGUCAACUAAAAGGUCCCAAAGGUGUAAUUAACAAACAGCCCCUGGUGUUAUUUACAAUGAAAGGGAAGGGUAAAGAUGACAAAAAUAAUGACAAAAAAAAAAACGCAUGUAAGGAAGACAAAAAUAAAACUGAAUCUGAGGAAGAACCUGCAUCUAAGGAAGACCAAGUUCUGGAUAAUGUAACUAAAGUAACCAAUGAGAAACCAAAAGUCAGUCAGUUAGAGAAUGUAAGGCUGUCUGCAGGACUGGCAAGGAUUGCUUCCCUGAGAUACAAGGAAAAGAAGACAAAGUGUGAUGAGCAAGCAGCAGCCGAAACUACUGAGACUGAAGAAGCAACAACAUCUAAGUCAACACAGCGUUUGAUCCCACAGCAGAGGGGAGUGAAUACCUUGCAUCGUGUAUCUGGCUGGAUACAAAAAAAUAUUCCAAGGACCGUAAAUUUUCGUCGAAAUCUAUCUACAAUCAAAGAAGCAAUUAGUAUUUCUAAAUGGCUGCGUGCUUUAGCUCUGAAAAGGAAGAAUGGCCGUGCAAAGUCCAAGCAGACUCUUCUUCGCCAUAGGAUGGCCAUGAAAAUAGCUGGUAAUUCUAUAAAGUCUAGAAGGAAAGAAACAUCCUCAGCAGAUAUAAAUACAGAGUCAAAAACAAAUCCACAGGAUAAUCCAUCUGAAGUCGUGGAAGAUGCGUGUUUUGAUGCAGAUUCACCUUCCCAAGAUGGAGAAGAAAAAAUCAACACAGGAGAUUCCAAAUAUGCUGUUGUUUUACCCCGAAUGAACAAAACUGGCAAAGCCAAAGAUUCUUCUGUUUCUGCUGGCACUAGCACAGACACUAGUAGCCUUCCAGAGCGGAAACCUCCAAAGCCUGGUGCCCGCUUGGUGCUUCCAGUAAAGCCAGACCUCAACUUACUCAAGCCACUUAAAAAGGUCAAUGUUUCAAGUCAACCUACAAGCAAUGGCAAAGCUAAAGAACAAGAAGUAGAGAGUAAAAUAGAGUCUAAAGAUGAGAAGAAAACCCCCCUAGAUAGUGCCAGCCCAUUGCAAGCAGCAAAGGAAAAACUUGGCAGCGCUCAGAUUAAUCUGUCAAAACUAUCCAUAUCCAGCCCUCUCCUUAGAGGAGGUGGUGGUGGCAUAAAUGCUAUACAGAAAGCCAGGACUCUGGGUCAAGCAGUUCCCUCUGUCAGGGCUGAACCACGAAGAGAGGAUUUGGGGCCAUCUGUGAAUGAAGAGGAAGCAGACAGAGAAGUAGCUGAGCUGAUGAGUGAUGGUUUUCUUUCAUGGUCAAUGGAGCGCCAUUGGGCUCAGAAUCGUCAAAUCUGUAGUGAUCCUCAGGACUGGCAAAGAAACGAAAACCUGCUGCCACAUCAAACCAAGGAGAAACUUACUAAGUGGACUGUAUAUCAAGAUAACGAACAUGCUCAAUCAAUACCCACAGACAAUGGCCGAGGACCAUGGGAAUCAGAGGACCCAACUCAAAAUAUGUUGGAGAGCAGACUCAACAGUACUCAGGUGCUCAUGCCAGGAAGCAGCCAAGCUGUGGAGGUGGAUGAAGUGGAGGACCUGUCACAACUUGAAAAGGUGUGUGAAAGUUCAGUGCUGCUGAAUCUGAAGAAACGGUUUCACCGGGACUCCAUUUAUACAUAUAUUGGCAACAUGCUGUUAUCUGUUAACCCUUUUAAGCCUAUAAAUAUUUACACAGAGGAGUUGAGACAGCAGUACCAAGGCAAGGAGAAGCACAAUAAUCCACCCCAUGUUUAUGCUAUUGCUGAGGCUGCCUUUUGCCAGUCUCAGAAUACCACACAGGAGCAAUGUAUCGUCAUCAGUGGACAAAGUGGAUCUGGGAAGACUGAGGCUACCAAGCUUAUUGUCCACUACUUGAGCUCUAUGUAUCAAGGUAGAAAUGACAACCUGCAUCAGCCAAUGGAUGUGUUGCCCAUAUUAGAAAGCUUCGGUAAUGCAAAGACUAUACUUAACAAUAAUUCAAGCCGUUUUGGAAAGUACCUGCACAUACACAUGAGGCAUGGUGUUGUUCUCGGGACUUCACUGUCAAAGUAUCUUCUUGAGAAAUCACGAAUUGUGUUCCAGGCCAAAGACGAAAGGAAUUACCAUGUGUUUUAUGAAUUGUUGGCUGGAAUGAAUCAAUGGGACAAACAGGACCUCUACCUGCAGGGAGCUGAGACUUACUACUACCUUAACCAGGGAGGGGCCUGUGAGCUACAAGGAAAGAAUGACCAAAAGGACUUCAUGCUUCUUGUUCAGUGUCUUGAGACCAUUGGUUUACAUGCAGAUCAGAUAUCCACUAUUUGGGCAAUUUUGUCAUCCAUUCUACAGCUGGGCAACAUCUGCUUUAGCUCUUAUGAGAGUGAGUCACUUGAGAUGGCAAGGAUCUUUAGUGAAGCUGAAGCUCGGAGAGUAGGUAACCUAUUACAGGUGUCAGCCGAAGCCCUGCAAACUGUUAUUACGCACCGUGUAACGGAAACAACUUAUGAUAGAAUCUACUGCCCCUUGUCAGUGGAAUGUGCGAUUGAAUCUAGGGAUGCCAUUGCCAAGGCCCUUUACUCUGUGCUCUUUGAUUGGCUGCUUGACCGCAUCAACGAGUGGUUAAUCCCCACAGAGAUGGACAGCACUGUUGGCAUCGUGGACAUUUAUGGGUUUGAGGACCUGGGUGUGAACAGUUUUGAGCAACUGUGCAUCAAUUUUGCCAACGAACAGAUUCAGCAGUUUAUGAAUAAAGCAUCAGUAUCACAGGAGCAGGAGGAGUAUAGCUCUGAGCAAAUUCCAUGGUAUCCUGUAACCCUACCAAACUUCCAACCCUGUCUGGAUCUCAUUUCUGCUCGGCCACACGGUAUCCUUCGUAUCCUUGAUGACCAGACCUGUCUGCCUCAGGCUACAGACCACACAUUUCUGCAAAAAUGUCACUAUCACCAUGGCAACAGCCCCCACUAUGCCAAGCCCAAGAUCCCAUUGCCAGUCUUUACUGUGUAUCACUAUGCAGGAGCCAUCACCUACCAGGUUCACAACUUCUUGAAUAAAAACCAUGACCAGUUUCGUCCAGAUGUGUUAGAACUUUUUGCAUGCAGUAGGUUGCAGAUGGUUUCAGGUCUGUUUCGUAAGGUGCAGGAGAACUACAAUAACCAGAGACAGCUGCGGGUCAGAGGUAGAGGUCAGCGUCACCAGGCCUCCACUGUAGCUGCACACUUCCAGCAGUCACUGAAUGAGCUCAUCACACGCCUGCAGAGGUCCAAGACUACAUUCAUCCGGUGUAUUAAGCCAAACUAUGUUAAGCACCCUGGACUGUUUGAUGUGGACUACAUCUCCACACAGUUAAAGCAUGGAGGAAUCCUAGAGACUGUUCAGAUUAGAAAACAGGGAUUUCCCAUUCGUAUACAAUUUAAGCAGUUUAUGGAGAGGUAUGGUGUGUUGUUAGCUCAGCGUCCUGUACAUCUCUCUGAUAAAGAGCAGGUUGUUGCCCUUUUGGAGUUUAUUGGUGCUGAAGAUGGUCAGUACCAAUUAGGAUUGACUAAGGUGUUUAUGAAGGAAACUUUGUAUCGGUUGGUGGAGGAAAAAUGGACCAGCACUCAGACCUGGGCAGCCAUCAUCAUUCAAAGAAACAUCCGUGGCUUUAUCUGCAGACGCAACUUUCGUUUCUUUAAACAGAAAGCCAUUAUUAUCCAGUCACACAUAAGAGGUCACCAGGCCAGGAAAUACUAUAAGAGACUGAAGCACUCAUUUAGCCAGUUUUGGGCAGCAAUGAUGAUCACCAGGAAUACAAUAAAGAUUUGCAAGUUAAGAGAACACAAAAAGAGAACCAGUGUGAAAGAGGUGGCCAAAGCCCAGUCUACCAAACCAGAGAUGAAUGUGGGAAUGUUAGAGAUCCCAGCUGAGCUGUCAGCCCGCUUGCACAGUGCAUCAGGACGCCCGGAUGGGUCACAGGUCACAGAAGUAGCACCACCACAAGUCAAAGCAGAGCACAACCUCUCUCUACCACCUAAUAUUGACAGCUACCCAUUUUCUAAAUAUGCCAACACAGUUCUAAAGGAUGGCUGGUGUCAGCCUCAGGGUCAAUCACUUCAGAGACCACUGACCCCUCUAGACGCCAGUGAUGCCCGUAAUGCUCUGGAGCUGUACAAACUGAUUCUACGCUUUUGUGAAGGCUCUGAGCUAGUUGACUGGCAGAAGCAGAUGUUGGGGAAUUACAUAGUGGAGAAAGGCCAAAACAGACCCUCGCUCAGAGAUGAGAUUCUGGCUCAGCUACUCUAUCAUACCUGGGGUCGGGAGGGCGAGGAUGGCUUCUUGAGGGGCUGGUUGCUUCUGGCCUGCUGCCUUAGUGCCUUUACCCCAUCCCCUUCCCUAGACAAGCCACUGCUCAAGUAUGUGUCAGACCAAGGUCCAGGUGAAUAUCGUUCUCUGUGUCAGCAUAAACUGCUUACGUCUCUCCAGAUGCCUGCUUCUGCUUGCAGACACCGCCCUCCUACUCAGCUGGAGUGGACUGCUAAUCAGAGAAAAGGGAAGAUGGUGGUGGAGGUUAAUACCUUUAAUGAGGAAAAGUUAACAGUGGGGGUGGAGUCCUGGACCACAGGAGAACAACUAGCUUCCUGGAUUCUAAACUUUAGGGGCGUUCCUGAGCUGCAAAGGGGUUGGUCUUUAUCAAUGCUGGCUGAAGAGGGCUGGUCUGAUCUGACCGGAUGUGACUAUGUAAUGGAUCUGUUGGCUGGAGCUGAGACUGAUGUUCAACCGGGAAAACCACCUGCCCAGCCUGAUUACCUUUUUAGUGAUGUGAGAGACAGGAGGACAUCCCCCGAGUUUGAUGACAUCCCUCCAGCCCCCUCAAUGCAAGCUCCAAGCCUUCCCUCUUUUGAAGGAUCUCUAGCCCCCCAUAUGGAUAACUAUGUGGAUUACCUCUUCGACCCUGUACUAGAUCAAGGUCCACCGGACUUGGAACGAAUGGCAAUGCUGAACCGCAGGAUGAAAGGAGGAGGAGGGAUGCACCCCAGCAUGUACAGUGGAGCAGGUAUUCCAUUGACAAUGCCAGGUUAUCCAAUGGGUAUGCCCAUGAAUCCAGGCAUGCCUGGCUAUGCUGCUGCACCAUUGAUGCCAAACAUGAUGCCUGGAGCUGCACAGCUUCCCAUGAUGCAACCUUUGCCAUCUAUGAUGAUGCCAGGUGUGAUGCCACAAAAUGCUAUACCCACUAGCCCUCCAGCUAUCAACCCUCAGCAGCUGGCUGAACAGCAGCAAGCUUUUAUCAACCAACAAGCUCUACUAAUGCCUUCAACAGAAGUUAACACCGCCCCUCUAGUCCAGCCUGAAUCUUUUCAGGAGAAGAGAGCCUUUUUCCAAAAGAUCGCAAGCCCUGAAGCACGUCCAAAGCCUGCUCCGAAGGUUGCUAAGCCACUGAUCUACGCCUCUCAACCGACAAUACAGCCCCUCCAGCUGAACACUGCUCCUCCUCCAGUGAGCCCAGCUCCUGCUUCAGUCUACACAGCUCCCUCUCCAAUAAAGACUAAAGUUCCACCACCUCCAGAGCCCCCUAAAUCCCCAGAACUAGAUUUGGACUAUUCUCCAGCCUCACCCACUAAACCAGAGCCCAGCAGCAACAUCAGGGACAUCAUUAAACAGUACCAAAACCGACCUCCUCCAGAGCCCAAGGUCUACGAACCUGUCAGGGUUACUAGCAAACAGUUUAUUAAAAAGACUGACCCUAAGGAGGAAGCAUUGGCUAUUCUCAGAGGUAAAGGACCUGCCACCCCACAAAAGAAACAGUGGACUCCUCCUCCUCCACAGCCUAAAAGAGAUUCAGUGCUUUUUCCUCCUCCUCCUCCUCCUCCUGCUCCACCAAUGGAAAGUAAAAAAUCUGCUCCCCGCUCCAUCUCUAACAGCAUGAAAAUGAAGCAGCGCUCACUAGCUGACCUCUUCGGCUCUGGCCGCUCUCAGCCUCAUCCCCCACCUCCUCCCCCACAUGCUCCUACUCAAAAGAAUAGUAUCCCUGAACCACCUUCUAUUCCAGCACUUGGACCCACUCAGCCUCAGAAAAUGACCAAUGACGAGAAUGUCUUCUCAAAGCUGCACAAGUUUUCUGCUAGUGUCUACUUCUCCUACUCACAAAUGCCAGGAAAACUCUUCCUGCGAAAAGAGUUGUUCUACCCAAGAGAGAAAUUCAGUCAUCCAUAUAUCCUCAAUCUACUGUGUGAGCAGAUUAUGAGAGACACCUACUCAGAUGCCUGUUUGAGAAUUUCACGUGAAGAGCGGCGCAAGAUGAAAGAUCUGCUGGCACAGUUCCACAUUGGAACAAGCAUCAGCACUGUACAAGAUGAUGCCAUGAAGAAGAGAAUUGUCAUGGCAGCCAGAGACAAUUGGGCCAAUUAUUUCAUACGCCUUUUUCCUGUGAUUGGUGGAAAUGGAGAUGAUGCACAGAUUCUUGGUGUUACGCAUUGUGGCAUCAAGCUACUGAAGGUUGCCAAUGCAUCAGGCAUUAACCCAAAACAUCUAAAAUUGCUAUGCAGCUACAGUUAUGCAGAUCUGCUGUCUGUAGAACAGAAGGAUGUUAGAACAGUUCUGAUCAACCUGAAAAAUGAGGAACUGCAGUUGCAGUCCCCACAAGCACCUAAAAUCACAGAUAUUGUGCGUCUCUUCCUUAAUGAACUGACUAAGGGUUCAGAGUAUGUUGUUGCUCUGAAGAGCUACGUUACAGAUGAUAAGAGUCUGCUUAGCUUUCAGAAAGGUGAUAUCAUUAAACUGCUGCACAUGGAUGGCCUUCAGGACGGAUGGAAGUUUGGCUCGACUGGGGGUCGUUCAGGUCUCUUUCCAGUUGAUAUCACUCAGCCUUCUGCACCACCAGACUACCAUAGCAGCUCUGUGGAGCGGCAGUUGGAAAGGAAAAAAAGCACAAGGGAAUCAGUUACUACUCGGAUGUCCAUCCAAUCCAGCCUCAAUCUGGACUCUGGGCCCAGUGUUGAUGGAGGGUCAAUCCAGGGCUUUGAAGGAGAUCUUCAGCAGCACCAAAUGACUGAGUUUGCCAGCAAGUACUUCAGAGAAGCUAUUCAGAGACUAAAUGAGCGAGGCCAACCAAUCGGAGUAAAAGACCUUGAACAGAUGGUGCAGUACACUGCAGAACCCAUCAAUGAGUCCCUCAUCCUAUUUUCAGAACAUGAACUCGGUGUUCUGGGUGGUCAGUGUUUCAUGUAUGUUUUGCAGUUCAUGACUGAUAAGCCCUUAAAGAAGGACCAGACAGAUGGAACAUCUGUGAACUUUAUUAUACAGCUUGGAAAGGAGAAGGAGUUCCUUAGAGAUGAGAUCUACUGCCAGAUCAUUAAACAGAUCUCAAACAAUCCACGCAAAGAAAGCUGUAACCGUGGCUGGCUUUUGCUGAACAUGGUCACUGGCUUCUUUCCUUGCUCUCCUACAUUGUUGCCUUAUGUGAUGCGCUAUCUGAAAAACAGAAGUCAAGACAUCAACCAUCCUUACCAAGAGAUGUCUCGCAGGUGUGAAGACAAUCUUAAACGUUCGCUUACAUACGGAGGACGCAGACAUAUUCCUUCUCAAGUGGAGAUGGAGGCCAAUUUUGCUGGUCGGAGCUCUAGGCGGUUACCGAUACUGCUCCCAGGUGGGGUUGAGUUUCCAGUCAAAGUCCACAGCUUCAGUGUGGCGAAGGAGGUAGUGUUAGACAUUUGCACAGAGAUGGGUGUGAGUAGUCCUGUGGAGGUGAAUGAAUUUUCCAUCCUUGCCACCCGUGUACAAGAUAAAGAAGUGCGUCCCAUUCACUCAGAUGAGUACCUGUUUGACUUCUUGCUAGACGACGGCUCAAUCUUCAUCUCCUUCCAUCGUCUGGUCUGGAAGCAGCCUUUGCACUUCGACAAUGAUCUCUACAUCGAAUUUCAUUACCAGCUGAUGGUGAUUGAUUAUCUGGAUGGCAAACUCUGCCUGCCUGGAAACAUUUCCUCAGUUCAGCAGCAGGUGACAGAGUUGGCUGCACUUCAGCACAUUGCUCAGGGGUUCACUCAACCGCCUACAAUGCAAGAGCUGAAGGAUUACCUGCCUCGAGUUGAUGGAAUAAAUUCUAAUUAUCAGAAUUUGCUCAGUGCUACACAGAGACAGAUGUCUGUCAUUGGGUCUCUCAAAUCCACUGAUGCUAAAGUACACCUUCUCAAGAUGAUCAGUUCUCUGCACCUGUUUGGAUCCAACAUCUUCCUGGCUCAGAAAGUCAGCCAACGUGGUUGCCCCUCUCCAUGUUUGGUGGCAGUCAACCAUGAGAGCAUAAGCAUUGUUCAUCCCCAAACACAGAUGACCGCCUUAGCAAUUCCAGUGGAAGAGGUGCAGUCCUUCCGCUCUAUCCGUCCUAAAAAAGAUAAAGUACCCGGGGUGGAGAUUAACUUUGGCAGUCCACCUCAAAUUAAAAACAUCACAGUUCACCUGACACAGGCAAGACAGCUUUGUCACAUCAUUACCGUCAUCAUGGAAACUGUAGUAAAACCAUCAAUCAGCAGCCGAACAGGGGUUCAGUAAUACUUCCACCACUUGUACUCAAUCUAAUUCACAAAAGCCCAACGUGGUUGCAGUUUAUAAACUAUUUAAGCAGCCGAGCUACAACUGAUUUCAUAUUUAAUCAGAUGGUAUCACUUCUCCAUGCCAUUCUCAGUUUUAACAUCUUGCCAAGUAGCUUAAUCCCUGCAUAGAUGCUUAUGAACAUGUCAAAAAGUGGUGAUUAAAUAUUUUCUUUAAAACUUGUUUGGACAUUUGCACAGUUCAUUUAUCUACAAAAUCAAUUUGAUAUAAUUUGUGUUUCAUAACAUAAAUGAUUUCUUUCUUUACAAAAUUAAAGGCUUUAAUUUGUAAUAAACUGCAAGAAUGUG